This is a messenger RNA of Pseudogymnoascus verrucosus, 2198 nucleotides long. RefSeq lists its product as uncharacterized. Lineage: Eukaryota; Fungi; Ascomycota; Leotiomycetes; Thelebolales; Thelebolaceae. The coding region runs from base 690 to 1712 and encodes 340 amino acids. The transcript is spliced from 2 exons. The record is from RefSeq and is a predicted model, not a curated record.
CAACGGACACGAAAUGCAUGUCUCGGCCUCAAACUGGGAAAUGUCACCGCACGAACCAAGCUAAGAUUGCUACCCCAGACAUCGACCCAUCAAACGCAGCGGCAGCUCCCAUAACCUUAUCGCGCAUCGGACCGCACGUCUACUUCCGUCCCCAACCCCCCCCCAUCCUUUGCCUCCCCAAUCUUGUUUGCGGGCGCGAUCUGCACCAUCCCCAAUCUGCGGGGUCUCAGUGCACGGCCGGCAUGCUGGUGAGGGAGUCGAUGUUGUCUCGGGCGGGGUUUAGGGGCGCAAGGGACUGUGCCAGUCAGAGUAUGCAGGUUGGUGCGGCUUUCGUCCCUGACGCCUGACUUGGGCCGUAGUGGGAUUGUUUACGGGGCUGAUGUCUUGGACCAGCUCAGCUGUCAGGAAAUCAAAUGUCCGCUCAAGACAGCUUUGUCUGGAGUUCUCAAUAGUCUGGGAUUUCGUCGGGCACGCUCCGGAUUGGGGUAAUGUCUCUACGCUGUGCUGGCUUCGACCCAAGGGCGAGGGAAGGGGAGGGAGAGAAAGAAAGUAUAUGAAGCACGCUGCCUGGCCAUUCAUCUGUUCUAGUCCACCUCCUCAUCCUAUCGCCACAGCCGCAGCAGCGACCCUUCCAUAGUCUGCUCGUACUGAACCCACAUCGCAGCACCGACACCUCCCAACUGCCCAUCAUGCAUCUCUCCUCCGCCGCUCUCCUCCUCCUCCUCGUCCCCGCCACCCGCGCAGCCGCUAUCCCAGCCCAGGGUGGCCUGUUAGGCGGCGACAAAGCACUUAUCGAUAGCGACAAACUUGCCAACCCGGUCGUCAAUACUGUCCUUGGGGGCGGUCAUGUAGGUGGCCCUGCGACAGUGAAGCGCGAUGGAGCCACCGACCUUCUCGGCCCCGUCAUGGAAGCCGUCGACUUUGGGAAGACGGUGAGCGAGGUGGCGGACAAGGCGACGGGUGUCAAGAUCCUGACGCGCGAUGAAGCCGCCGAUCUUCUCGGCCCCGUCACCGACGCCGCCAAAUUAGGGGAGACGGUGAGCGAGGUCGCGAAUGGAAUAGCUGGCCUCGCAACGACGAAGCGCGAUGAAGAUGCAGUUGCGCUCGCAAACAACAUCCGCAAGCUCUCCUACGAGCAACUCGGGCAACUAGCCAGGCUGCUCAAGAUCAUCAGCGGAGGCGUCAGCAAGACGUCGAAGCGCAGCGCAGCCUUCAACCCUGCCGACUUGAAAACCGUAGUCAGCAUUAUCGGUGACCUUACCCAACCAGGCGGCAAUGCGAAGUCGAAGCGCAGCGCACCCUUCAUCCCCGAGGAGUUGAGGAACGAGCUAUCGCUCCUGAUUACCGGAAAGCCAUUUGAUGAACAAACCAACGACGUAGACGCGAAACGCGACAUCACCGGCACUGAAGUCGCCGGCGCCAUCGCCUACGCGGAGAAGCUGGCUGCUGGACCAGCAGGACAACUCGCCGACCUCCAGAACGGCUCUCCUCUCGAGUCCAUCGGUCGACGCCAGGACAAGAUCGCGUCCACGGUCUCUACCGUCGCAUCAAAAGCAGCAGACGCAGUUGUCGACGUGAGUCUCAAAGUCGUGGACACCGUACCAGGCGUCGGGAAGUCGAAGCGCGACAUCACCGGCGGCGACGCCAUCGCGUACGCGGAAAAGCUAGCCGCCGAGGCAACAGGCGAACUCGCCAGCCGGGAUCUUGACUAGACGGCGGCGCAGCUCGAAGACUUGACGGGGGAUUUGAUCAACAGCCUCGUCGACAAGCGACAGUCGACGCUCGGCGAAGAUGGAGCCAGAGGCAAAGAUAAACCCCCACUAUUUGGCCCUGGUGUUGGCGAAGUGGGAUCAAUCGUGGAUACAGCUAGUGCUGUGGCAGGUAGCACCACAAGAGUCCUUGAUGUGAGUACGGGUCAGGUAGUUGGCGCGGAAGAUAUGAUGGUUUAAGGCGUGGCUACUGGCGGUAUAAUGGCUGCUGUUGAUACGGAGGUGCUGGGAGUUUGGUGGAAACUAUAUUCUGUUUUCUUCACGUCAGGAGAGACGUCUGUGGAAACUAGGGCCGGGGAGAGAUUUGGGUAUAUAUUUCUCUUCCCAUACAAUAAUUUUUAUUAUUAUAUUAUAUUGUAGUUAGCUUAGCUUAGCUUUUACAUCCCCAAGCUGGGAAUCUCAUAGUUCAUGAUUAUAUUAUAUUUCCUG